CACAACCUUGAAUCAAGGAAUCACAAUGAUCGUGACCUCGUUCAUCAUACGGUCAGAGCCGAGCGAUCUCAACGACGAGAUUCGACAUACAUGCACGGAUCUGAGAUCUCGUGAUCCAGACUCACGACUACAAGACGGCGCCCUGCUGGUCAGAAAGUUGGUCAGCAGAGUCUUCGCACGAUCCUCUUUCUCUUUGUGCUGUGCCGCAACAGCGUCAUCUAGCAGCAGUCGAUCAGCAGCGCCGCGCAGCGUGGAAUGGUCGGUCUGCCCAAAGGUCCCUUGCCGGGUCACAAGCGCAAGAAGAGCUCCAGCAGCAGCGCAAAGUCUGAGAAUGUGAAGCGGGCACAGCAGGCAGAGAAGCGCAACAGAUUGAAUGCACCUCGACCAGGUGGGGCAAGAGGCGCGGGCGCAGGAGCAGGCAAGGAGGUUCGUCAUGGAACAGGCUCGGUGCACGAGCAGGACCUUACGAAGCCCGUAGGUCGUGCCGAAGAUCCGAGCAAAGAGAAGGACGCAUCGCCAAUGCUCGAGCAGGGCAAGAAGCGCACAAAGAGCUUUCCGGAGAGCAUGGGAGCUUCUCACUUGGCCCAGUUGGGCUUGGACAUUGCAAAGUUGUCAGAGGCAAAGGAGGAAGCGAGGUUGAGGAAGAACAAGGAGAGCGCAGCUUUCAAAAAGGAGAAGAGGAGGAGGAGGAAGAGCAGCAGCGAUGGUCGUGAUGCUGGCAGUCUAGGUGGGCAGAGCGUACCUGCUCCGACUGGCAAGAAGGGCAGUGCAGAUGAGUGCGUGGGGCAUCACAAAGAUGCGCCGCUUGCAUCGCCACCAAAGGCCAUCAUCUUGUCCAAGACAGCGACUAAGCGCAACCUGAUCGAGGAACAGAGGGCGAAAGCCAGAGCUAGAAAGGCGGCCAGAAGGACCAACGCUGCGCUGGCCCAGCGCGCGACCCACGCCGCAGACUCGACGAGAUCGUCAGAGCAGUCGGAGAUGGACAGUGCACUGCCAAGCUCUGCCAAAGCGCAGCUACCAAAGCGAAAGAGCGUCUCUUUUGCUUAGAGGGUGCGAUGCAGGCGCGUCGCUUGAGCACUGAGCCACAGAAAGCGCCUUGGCGCGCUUAGAAAAAGUUUGGAACCACGCAGCAGCGCAUUCACUAUAGGCCUCUUUCAAGUCAACUCUUCAGGGACACG
This is a messenger RNA of Ceraceosorus guamensis, 1178 nucleotides long. RefSeq lists its product as hypothetical. Lineage: Eukaryota; Fungi; Basidiomycota; Exobasidiomycetes; Ceraceosorales; Ceraceosoraceae. The record is from RefSeq and is a predicted model, not a curated record. Bases 256 to 1047 code for a protein of 263 amino acids. The transcript has a single exon.